AAGUGCAACAAACAAUACUAGCUGGAGCAAACGGCAACGUUUUCUGCAGCUUCUCCUAACUUGGUCUUCUUGGAAAAUUUGUAUGAAAUACCCGUUUACUAAAGCUGCUUAAGUGAAGGGAUUAAAGAGAGAAGAAGAAUGUCAGAUCAUCUCUGUGAAGAAGUUGUGGCUGAAAUCUUGAAGAGACUGCCAGUCAAAUCUGUAUUGAAAUUUACAAGUGUGUGCAAAUCAUGGUAUGCUCUCAUCACAAACCCUAAUUUCAUUUCCCUUCACUUAGCUAACUCCUCUCAAGCCAACAAAAUCUACCAUCUUUUCAAGAAAUAUUGUAAGAAACCAGAAUUUGUGUUGCACAGUGAUAAUGACUCAUUAAGUGAGUAUAGAGUCCUGGAUUUGCCUUCAAUUUGUGGGUGUGCAAAUUAUUUGGAGUUAGUUGGUUCAUGUCGUGGGUUGGUUUGUUUAUUUGAUAGAAUUAAUAAUUGCCUGAUUUUAUGGAACCCUGCAAUUGGAGAGUUUAUUACAACUUCUUUAAGUAAUAUUUGCUAUGGGCUCUUUGACAUUCUCGGAUUCGGGUUUGAUAGAAAGAACAAUGACUACAAAGUGGUGAGGAUUGUUUAUGCUUUGAAAGAUACACCUUUUCCACCAGUUGCUCAGAUUUUUGAACUUAGCUCCAAUUCUUGGAAGACUGUUACCAGUCAGAAUCUAGAAUAUGAUGUUUAUGGUUUCUCACGUCAUGUUAAGUUGAAUGGCGUUUUUCAUUGGUUUGCAAGAUUACACGAUGACAGGAAAAAAAUGAUAGCAUCAUUUGAUUUGAGCAACGAAGCAUUUCAAAAGUUAAUGCUCCCUCAUGCCCUAGCUGAAUUAAGUGACAGUGAUUUCUCUUUAACAGUGUACAACCAGUCAUUAGCUGUGAUAAACUAUGGUGAAUUCAAUAGGGAGCAAUUUUACUAUUUAAGAUGUUCAAUUUGGGUGAUGAAACAGUAUGGUGCAGCAGAAUCUUGGACUAAACAAUUUACCAUAAAUUUUCAUAAUGGAGGUUUAUGGAGGGUGCUAAGAUUUCAAGGAAAUGGCCGAAUUCUUAUUGUAGAUUUUCAUCAUGGUGAGAUAGCUUCUUAUGACCCUCAGACACAAAGGGUUACCCCUCUUGGGGUCUAUGGAUCCCACCUCCAAGUGCAUUCUUACAUGGAGAGCCUUGUUUUACUCAAGGGAAAAAGGAACAACAACAAGUUAAAGCAAGCAUAGAAUAGUAAGACUGAAUUCUAAGCAAUUUAUUCCCAAAAUACACUGCUCAAUUAGGUUUCACCAUACAUAUUUCUAAAAACUGCUAAUUUUUACCGUCCUUUUGAUAAAUUUUGUGAUAUUUACGUAACUCGAAAUUUGAGAUUGCGCGUUCAUGUUAUGGUUUGGUCUGUGUGUGUCUAAUGAAUGUGUGUGCACAUCGGGUAUAGCUAAUGAGUGCAAAGUUGUUAGUUUUUUGUAUGAUUCAGAAAUGCUUUGGUGCUUGUGCUUACUUGAAUCCAUUGGCUUGAGGAGCAUAACUGUUGCAAACCAUGAGUUUUAUUUUCUGUUUUGGUUGUUUAUGAUGUGUUAUGAUUUUUCAUGAAGUCUUUGGUUUUAAGAGAAUUGUUGCAUUUGGAUGUGAAUAAGUGUGGUUGGUGUAAGCAACGUAGUUUUGGUGUGUAAGAUUAUGGAGGCCUAAUUAGGUCACUAAGCUUUAGAAGAAAUUCCACUUCAGAUAAGAAAUUGUAAAAUUCUGCUUUAGAAGAAAUUGUAAAAAAUACUCCUGUUUAGAACUUUGUCUUCAUAUGAAAAUUUAAUCUUUGACGAGUUUUUAGAGCAUCCUUUUCAGACGGUUCAACUGGGCGUGCCAUAAGAUUAUUUCCGGGAUUUUAGAAAAAAAAAGAACUGUCAUUUUGAUUAUUUGGGACAUGCGAGAGGAUAAUACUUCAAAUUUCUUAUUACUUGACUACUAAUUAGUGAUUGUAAGAAUAUGAAAGGACUUUAACACUUCCUCAGCUUUCUGUAAUAAUAGACUUAAAUCUGAAACAAUGAAUGCCUUAAAAGCUGUAAAUUUCAUUAAUGAAAAAGCAAUAGACUGCUAAUGGAUUUCUAAGAUUGCUAGAAAUAUUUCUGAAGUUUUUCUCUCUUGGAUUAUUUGUCGGAUUACUGGUUUUUGAUUGUUAAUCAAUUGACUGUUCCAAGAACUCUCUUUUUAUGCUUUUCCAACUACUAUCAGGUAGUUAUUUUCCAUAUCUUCAUCUUGCGCAAUUUAAAUACACUAUCAACUGCUAGUCCAAUGCAUCAAGAAUUGGCUAGCUCCUAAAUGCUAAAUGCUAAAAAUAAAUGAUGAGAGGGCGAACUCUUUCUUCCAACAAUUCAUGAUGAGAUCUGUUUGACAAAUGACAACUAUUAUAACUAGUACGCAUGCAUGACAUUUUCGCUAGUAAUUACAAGUCCUCUGUUGCGUUUGCAUGACAUUUUACAUUUUUCAUUUGAAUAACCAAAUAGAAAAAAUUCGUCAUAUUAUAACUAUGAUUUGACUGUUGAUCAAAUUUCCAUAAUAUAUCUAGCAAGUGAAAUGGUUUAACUUUUUACAUUUAUAACAUCGCUGUAUUAGCUUUUCUACUUUUACCAUUAUCGCUUAAACUAAUUAUAACCAUACAUAAUACGACUUUUUAAUAUACUGACAAUUUUUUUCUAUUGCUGCUCCUUCCAAACAGAGAAUAAGCAAUUAUUUUGUUCUAUGAUGGUUCUGCUUCUCGGGUGCUGCUCCGACAACAUUACUUCUCUAAUGACGUUGCUCCUCGACAAUGCUGCACCUCCAACGGCACUGCUAUUUUGUUUUUAGAUCAACACUCAUCAAUGACUCAGCUGUCGUAAUAGCUACAAAUACAGCAGCAAUCCAACUUGCGAACAUACCAGAGAAACCUAGCAUUGUUGCCCUGUUUCGAAGAGAAAGAUAAACAGGGUGCUUGAUAAAAUGCACCCUUUUACUAACGUGUUCCUGCUAAAUGAAUUCUAGAAGAUAUUUCAGAAAGGAAACAGAAGGCCUGUGCUGCUAUUUCAGCAUAAGACAGGUCUGUCUCGAGGAGCCCGACUGGUAACAUUUAUAAUGAAAGGAGAAGUGUUGAAAGUUGAGCAACCGGACGAGAGCCGAGAGAUUCUGAGAUUAUGUACAAUAAAUAUGAGAUGGGUAUUGCGUGUAUCUGUGGAUUUUUCAGAGUUAGGGAAUACUUAUGCAGGCAUUCAUUGUCGGUGUGCUGAACCAAUAAUGUCUAAAUGCAAUUUUUUCUUGAAUUUUACACUGUUUACAUCAAA
Messenger RNA from Mercurialis annua (annual mercury), 3315 nucleotides. Its product is annotated as F-box/kelch-repeat protein At3g06240-like. NCBI's taxonomy places the organism in Eukaryota, Viridiplantae, Streptophyta, Magnoliopsida, Malpighiales, Euphorbiaceae. The coding region runs from base 139 to 1239 and encodes 366 amino acids. The record is from RefSeq and is a predicted model, not a curated record. The transcript is spliced from 3 exons. Gene Ontology annotation, molecular function: protein binding.